AAGGAACCUCCCCGCCUGCGCCCCAAGGCACGCGUGGUACAACCAUGAACACCAACGAAGCCAAGGAGUAUCUGGCCCGGAGGGAAAUCCCUCAGCUUUUCGAGAGCCUUUUGAAUGGACUGAUGUGUUCUAAGCCAGAAGACCCAGUAGAAUAUUUGGAAAGUUGUUUACAGAAAGUGAAGGAACUAGGUGGCUGUGACAAGGUGAAGUGGGAUACAUUUGUCAGCCAGGAGAAGAAGAUCUUACCUCCACUAAAUGGAGGACAGUCACGAAGAUCCUUCCUAAGAAAUGUAAUGCCUGAAAAUUCAAACUUUCCAUAUCGGCGGUAUGAUCGACUCCCUCCAAUCCAUCAAUUCUCCAUAGAAAGUGACACGGAUCUCUCUGAGACUGCAGAGUUAAUUGAGGAGUAUGAGGUUUUUGAUCCUACCAGACCUCGUCCAAAAAUCAUUCUUGUCAUAGGUGGUCCAGGAAGUGGAAAGGGUACUCAGAGUUUGAAAAUUGCAGAACGAUAUGGAUUCCAGUACAUUUCAGUGGGAGAAUUAUUAAGAAAGAAGAUCCACAGCACCAGCAGUAAUAGGAAAUGGAGUCUCAUUGCCAAGAUAAUUACAAAUGGAGAAUUGGCCCCACAGGAAACAACUAUCACAGAGAUAAAACAAAAAUUGAUGCAAAUACCUGAUGAAGAGGGCAUUGUUAUUGAUGGAUUUCCAAGAGACGUUGCCCAGGCACUUUCUUUUGAGGACCAAAUCUGCACCCCUGACCUGGUGGUUUUCCUGGCUUGUGCCAACCAGAGGCUCAAGGAACGAUUACUGAAGCGUGCAGAACAACAGGGGCGUCCAGACGACAAUCUCAAAGCUACCCAAAGAAGACUAAUGAAUUUCAAGCAGAACGCAGCUCCGUUGGUUAAAUACUUCCAGGAGAAGGGGCUCAUCAUGACAUUUGAUGCUGACCGAGACGAGGAUGAGGUGUUCUAUGACAUCAGUAUGGCAGUUGACAGCAAAUUAUUUCCCAACAAAGAAAAUGCAGCAGGUUCAAGUGACUUUGAUCCUUCAAUGAUGUUGGACACUGGAGAGAUCAUUGAUACAGGAUCGGAUUAUGAAGAUCAGGGUGAUGACCAGUUAAAUGUAUUUGGAGAGGACACCAUGGGAGGCUUCAUAGAAGAUUUGAGGAAAUGUAAAAUUAUUUUCAUGAUGGGUGGCCCUGGCUCUGGCAAAGGCACACAGUGUGAAAAACUGGUGGAAAAAUACGGAUUCACACACCUCUCAACUGGUGAGCUCCUGCGUAAAGAACUGGCAUCAACCUCUGAAAGGAGCAAAUUGAUCAGAGACAUCAUGGAACGUGGCGACCUGGUGCCCUCGGGCAUCGUUCUGGAACUCCUAAAGGAGGCUAUGGUGGCCAGCCUCAGCAACACCAAGGGCUUCUUGAUUGACGGCUACCCUCGGGAAGUGAAGCAAGGGCAAGAGUUCGGACGCAGGAUCAGAGACCCACACUUGGUGAUCUGCAUGGACUGCUCGGCAGACACCAUGACCAACCGUCUGCUCCAAAGGAGCCAGAGCAGCCCGCACAUGGACAACGCCUCCAAGACCAUCGCCAAGCGUCUGGAAACCUACUACAGAGCCUCCAUUCCUGUGAUCGCCUACUAUGAGACGAAAACCCAGCUACGGAAGAUAAAUGCAGAAGGAACGCCAGAAGAAGUUUUUCUUCAGCUCUGCACAGCUAUUGACUCUAUUUUCUGAAGGCGAAAAAUGCAUGUAUGUUCAGAAUGGAGACAGGAAAACAUUAAAAGGUUCAUCUUUUAACAUGAUGUUGUUUCAAGUUAAGCCUUGUGUCCCCCCAAAUCGUGACAUCACUGUUUGCUUCCCAGCUAGAGUCGUGUGAGAGGUGUCUGGAAACCAUGCACGGUAUACUUGGGACCAUCAGCCUCUUCACACACACAGCUGCCCUUGCUCCAGCACACAUACCUAUCAUGUAGGCUGCACCUCAGGGCAAGGUCAGGUUGUGACAGUGCAGUGCAGGGACUUGUUUGAUCAGCUGGUUCUAGUCUCAUCAGAAAAGGAGCCAGCAUCCCUAACUCCCCAUCACAUCUUCCUCCUUCUCCCCAAAAUUUAUAUGCCGUUCCCUGAUGAAGGUCCUGAACAAGGAGGCAGGCGUGGGCACAUCUUCCUCUGGUAGCUGGCUGAUUCUUCACUUCCCAUCCACUAGUGGCUCAGAACCAGAGUGGGAUGAUUAGACAAUGCCAUGUACAGCAUAUAUAGAAGCAUCAAGAGAGUAAAAUUUGAUUGAAAUUUCUUAAAAUGUGAAAUUGUAUAGCUUUUCCAAGAUGGCAAAAACCCAGGCCAAGGGUAACCAAUGUUACCCAUCAGUAACACUGGUUAUUUUUUCUCUAUUUAGCUACUUGGAAUAUUUUCAAAAUGGCUAAGAGAACAAAUCUGAUCGCUGUGUAAUCUCAACUCCUCUGUACACAGUGGUGGUGCAUUUCAGCAAUUAUAAAUUAACAAUUUAAAAUUAUAAACUGACCAAAGUAAAAGCAUGGGAUGAUUUGUUAUUCGUUUCUUAGACAAAUAACCAUCUUAUAAUUUUGAUUCCAAGUUAUCAUCCACUUGCAGACAAGUAAAAAAUACAGUAACAAUAACAAAAACUGACAUGGGUGGGAGGAGCAUGUUAAUAAGCAGGUGUCUUACAGAUUCCAAUGUUGUAUUUGUUUCAUGUGGGCCCUUUCCUGGGGUUUGCAAACCUUGCAUCAAAUCAGUGAAGUUCAGGUUCUCUUUUGUGCGCAGUUGUCUAAUCAGAGCUUCUAUAUUCUACUGAAAUAACUGCAUCUUCCACUCAAUCACUACAAAAGACCAGAGUUUCAGUUUGCAUGAUUUUUUUUUCUUCAAUGGUUGUGCAAAUAAGGAUCCAUUUCGACAAAAUUGUAUUUUUAAAGUCAUUUUUUUCUUGAAAUGGAUGUGUACAAAUAAAAUAAAUGGAAGACAG
Molecule: messenger RNA, 2973 nt
Organism: Ictidomys tridecemlineatus (thirteen-lined ground squirrel)
Lineage: Eukaryota; Metazoa; Chordata; Mammalia; Rodentia; Sciuridae
Gene: Ak5
Product: adenylate kinase 5
Biological process (GO): ATP metabolic process
Cellular component (GO): cytoplasm
Molecular function (GO): ATP binding; AMP kinase activity
Source: RefSeq, a predicted model, not a curated record